This is a messenger RNA of Chlamydomonas reinhardtii, 3351 nucleotides long. RefSeq lists its product as uncharacterized. Gene Ontology annotation, molecular function: NADH dehydrogenase activity. The coding region runs from base 40 to 2193 and encodes 717 amino acids. The record is from RefSeq and is a predicted model, not a curated record. NCBI's taxonomy places the organism in Eukaryota, Viridiplantae, Chlorophyta, Chlorophyceae, Chlamydomonadales, Chlamydomonadaceae. The transcript is spliced from 16 exons.
CACUUACAAUACAAUAGAACCAUUCAAACGCCCAGAAGAAUGAGGACGAGUAUUCCCUGUCGAGGUGGAAGGGUUUCUUCUCGAAAUGCUGCCACACAGCGGCUUGCUGUCGCGCCAGCUGGUCGGAAUUGCCCGCGCGGCCGCACCGCAGUUCGCGUGCGGGCUGAGGCACCCCGUGAUGGAUCGCCCACUGCUUUGAAGGAGCCCCCGACCAAGGCCCCGGCGACGGCCCCUGCGCGCACGCCGCUGGCGCCGCCCAGCCCCGCGCCCGCGCCCGGUCCCCAGUACUUUCCCAAGCCCGGCGACCCGCAAUGGCCGCCCCAGCGCCCCUUUGCCGCCAUCGCGCUGGACAACCUCUUGGAUAGCGUGGUGGACGUGGGGCGCCAUCUGGGUCGCAUGAACGUGGAGGCAGACAAGCUGGCGAUGCGGCAGCAGGAGCAGCUGGUGCCGGGCGACAACGGGCGCAUGCGGCUGCGCGCCUCCACCAAGCCGGUGGUGCUGGUGCUGGGCAGCGGCUGGGGCGCGCACUCGCUGAUCAAGGUCAUUGACACGGACACGUACGACGUGGUGGUUGUGUCCCCCCGCAACCACUUCCUGUUCACGCCCAUGCUGCCCUCCACGGCGGUUGGCACGGUGGAGUUCCGCUCCCUGCUGGAGCCCAUCCGCACCUCCAACCCCUGCGUCACCUACCUGGAGGCCGAGUGCGACAGCCUGGACCCGCACACCAAGGUGGCGGUGUGCACGUCCUCCUUCGCCUACGACGACGGGCGGCGGCCGCAGUUCGAGAUCCAGUACGACAAGGCUGUGGUGGCGGUGGGCGAGCAGCCCGCCACCUUCGGCGUCAAGGGCGUCAAGGAGCACUGCUUUUUCAUGAAGGAGGUCAGCGACGCGGUGGCCCUGCGCAAGCGCAUCGCCGAGAAGUUCGAGCUGGCCAGCCUGCCCGGCACCAGCGAGGAGGACCGGAAGGCGGCGCUGCACUUUGUGGUGGUGGGCGGCGGCCCGACCGGCGUGGAGUUCGCAGGCACGCUGAGCGACUUCGUCCGUGAGGACCUGAAGAAGAAGUACCCGGCGCUCAUGAAGUACGUCAAGGUCACGCUGCUGCAGAGUGCGCAGCAGAUCCUGACCCAGUUCGACGCGGGCCUGGGCCAGCGCGCCACGGAGGCGCUGGAGAGCAGUGGCGUGGAGGUUCGCACCGGCGUGCGCGUGGUGGAGAUCACCAUCAACAAGGUGUUGCUCAAGGGUGGCGAGGAGCUGCCGUACGGCGUGUGCGUGUGGAGCGCCGGCAACGCGCCCCGGCCGCUGGUGACCCAGAUCGCCAGCCAGGUGGCGGAGCAGGCGGCCGCGGCCGAGGCCAUCAAGGCGCCGCCGAACGCCAAGCUGUGCGUGGACUCGUUCCUGCGUGUGGUGGGCGCCACCGACCUGAUGGCGCUGGGCGACUGCAGCCUGGUGCUGGGCAACAGGCUGCCAUCCACGGCGCAGGUGGCGGGCCAGCAGGGCGCCUACCUGGCCCACCUCAUCAACAGCCAGUACCAGCUAGGCGUGGGCGGCUACACGCAGCCGCCGCCCUUCCAGAUCGUCAAGCGCAACAAGCUGCAGGCUCUGCAGGCGGCUGCGGAGGAGAACGCGGUGUUGUCAUGGCUCACCACAGCCAUGAUGGGCGGCAAGACCCGCAUCCAGGCGUCCAAGGAGGUGGCGGACGCCAUGUUCCGCAUGGACGCGCCGCCCUGGGUGCGAGUGCACUCGGAGUCGCUCACAAAGGCCACGCCGCUGGAUAAGGAGGCCCCGCCCGGAGGCGCCAAGGCCGUGUGCGACAUCUCCGCGGUGAUGGCCGCCGCCGCCGCGGCCGGCGGCGCCGACCCCGUCGCGGUGGCCCGCGCCAGCGCUGACUGCCUGCGCUCGCUGGAGGAGGAGGAGCUCAAGGCGCGCGAGGGCGCCGAGGCGACCGAGGUGCGCUACUACGACCGGCCCUUUGAGUUCCUGUCGCUGGGCAUCAUGGCCUAUGUCGGCAACGACAAGGCUCUGACGCAGGUGGAGGCGUUCGACGUCAUCAAUCUCAAGCUGUACGGCAGCGUGGCGUUCCUGCUGUGGAAGUCCGUGUACAUCACCAAGCAGGUGUCGUUCCGCAACCGUGUGCUUAUCCUGUUCGACUGGAUGAAGACUCGCGUGUUCGGGCGCGACAUCUCGCUGUUCUAAUCUCGGAGCGCUGGAGCAGCUGUUCUAAUCGCGGAGCGCUGGAGCAGCUGUUCUAAUCGCGGAGCGCUGGAGCAGAAGCACCGGUCGUCGGCGGUGGUGGCCGCCGCGGCUGUACAGGGAUGCAGGGGAGCAGCGCGCAAGCAGCGGCGCUGCACGCAGCGCCCGAGUACACGCUGUGACAUUAGCGGUACAGAUGGCGACGGGGUCUGGCAUGCGAUGCCGUGCUUCCUGGGUCUUACCAUUUGAGGGGACCCCCGUCCCGGGGCAGAGUGUGUGGUGUUGCGGAGCUCUGCUCUGCUGUGUCCGCAGGCACGGCAGGCAGACGUGCAUUGGCAUUGGAGCGGAGCACGAGAAGUACAUCGUUGCACACCGUUGGGGGCAGGACCAAAGAAGAGUGAUGUGGGGUACAGAAUGCUUUUCUGCGGCAAUAAUUCUUUUACUGAAUCCAUGGGGUGUUUCUUAUUCUUAGCUCAAAGUCUGUACAUGUUGUGCACGUGCUGAAACCGCGUGUGCCGGUUGCGCGAGUCCUCUCAUCACCAAACUAAUAAGCUGCAAUAUUGCGGCGCGUUGUCCAGGUUCGCUGUUGUUUUGGCGCACAUGCAUGGCGGCGUAUCUUAUAUCUGUCGCCUGUGAGACGCAAGGCUCUGUCGUUCUGUAGGCUUACUUCUGGCAUUCAAUCGUGGGGAGGCAGCGCUUUGCCUACCAGUGCUGCAUGCUGAUGGCUGCUUGCCGAUGUCACCAUUGGCGCCGGCGGCGUGUCUGCUGCCAGUGUGAGCCUCAUACAUGGCGCUCCGCAUCACUAGAGCGCGAACCUAUCUAUACAUCUAUACCACGCGUGAUGUGGGGUGUGCAGCAGGCCUGGAGUUGAAGUAGAGCGUGAAAGCAAGUUUUGGGUCGUGUGGGUGAGAGGCCGGGUGCGUGGUGGUGCAACGCGGCGUGGUGUGCGUGCGUGAAGUUGAAGAGUGAGGUUUUGUAUAAACUUUUGUUGGCAAUUAACGCCUGGUCGCCAGCGGGGACACUACCACCUCGUGUAUUGCUAGCAAUGACGUAAGCGUGGUGGUGGGCUGGCCUGCCGCCUCCAUGCGCACGCAUGGGCGGCCGUUGCGGAGCCAGACAACAUGCACCUGCUGUGGCGCUCUUGUGUAAUAAUAUCGUGCU